This is a messenger RNA of Lichtheimia ornata, 7833 nucleotides long. RefSeq lists its product as uncharacterized. The transcript is spliced from 27 exons. Gene Ontology annotation, cellular component: membrane. Gene Ontology annotation, molecular function: monoatomic ion channel activity. The coding region runs from base 1 to 7833 and encodes 2610 amino acids. NCBI's taxonomy places the organism in Eukaryota, Fungi, Mucoromycota, Mucoromycetes, Mucorales, Lichtheimiaceae. Gene Ontology annotation, biological process: transmembrane transport; calcium ion transport. The record is from RefSeq and is a predicted model, not a curated record.
AUGGCAAGAAGCAAGGAGCAGUUUCUGUGUCUUGGCGAUGAGAUUUGUUUCUUCGACGAGGAUGGCAAUGCACUAAGUGUGGAAGAUCCACUCGAGACGAGAGCCUGUGCCCGACGAGUGGGAGCACCAUUGUUAACCGAGCAGCAACGACAACAACAAGAUCAAACACUGCCUUUGGAAGCUAUUGGAACGCGCAUUUUUCGUAUUGAACCACAACAAUCCUACUCGGAGCGACGUGCUUUGGAACAAUUUAUUGGAAGCGAGGAUGAACGAGACAGCUUGUAUUAUGAAGGAUCACCUGAUGAGCUUAUUGAAUUAAGUGUGCUGGAAGCCAAAGCAGCCAAGGAACGAGCACAGAACGAGACCGAGCGGCGGCGUGUGCAUGGCAAUGCGGUCUUGUAUGGCGAGGUGGUGCAGUUGUACAAUGCUCAUUUUAAAAAGUACCUGACAGUGACUGGUAAACCAUGCCGUUCGGAUGCUUCCCACUUGCAAGUCAAUCUCUCGAAUGAAGUUGUUGGAUACUUUCGUAUUGUGCCACGCUAUCGAAUUCGUGUGGAUGGUGAACCUGUACGACUGGGUGAUACGGUGGCUUUACAAUGCCUUCGUCCUGAGGGAUUUCUUAAUGUUGGAUCACGAGUACUGCAUUCAUCCGCCUUUAAUACGGACUAUUAUGAGGUUUAUACACAUACUCGAAUCGCAUCUUGGACGUUUCGAUGUCAUCGAUCCGCACGUGCUGGUCAUGAUCCGGAAGCUGCAAAGUACAUCAAUUCUGCUCAAUACAUCCGAUUCUAUCAUAAAGAAAUGGAAGCCUAUUUGGAAUCUCCUGUUUUGCAGAGGGACAAACAUGGUGUGCGUUUACGUAAGCAUAUCAUUAAUCCACUUGAUCCCAAAGAGAGUGAUUCGCCAUUGGCAUUUUGGGAGAUUGAGAACGUGAACCCUUCUGAUGGAUCAAAAAUUCAAUGGAAGAAGCCUAUUCGUAUUCGACAUGCUGCGUCACGUGCAUAUCUUCAUAUUGAUCCCAACAGUGUUAGCAUCGACAUGAAUACACAGAAGAUCUCCUAUUCUUUUCGUCUUAUAAGAAAUCCACGCUGUAUCGAUGGCAACGAUGGUACUCUUUUCAAAUUUGUACCUGUCUCGGAUCCCUCUCGAUCAGGUGUCCCAUUUGGUUCUUAUGUCCGUAUUCAACACGUUCUGACAAAAUGUUGGAUGCAUGCUGCCACAGAAACUGAGCUGAGAUCAUCGUCACUUUCACCUACUCCUGUUGCACUUACCUUAACUCCGGAUCCUACGGAUACAACCAAUAAUAGUCAACCAUCACUCUCACAGCAGCAUCAACAACAACAGCAACAGCAACCAACCCGAUUCUUCUCCACCGAUUCUUCAUCUGCAGAUGAUCAGAUACAAUCCUCAACCUCGGCAACCGGUUCUCCAAUAUCCAAGAUAUCGGCUUCGCAAGAAUUUCACUAUCACGACUGCUUCUCCAUCACCCUUGUAGACAAUCAACUCUCGGAUACAUUUAAUAUUGUCAAUGAACUGCUUCCACAAUUGCAAUGCUUUUUAAUGCAAAGCAGACCUGUUUCAGAUGACACGAUCAGUAGCCGAUUCCCUAUAUCAGACGAAGAGCACAUUCUGAUCACUGAUAUCCUGCAAAUACUCAUUGAAUUUUGCACUGACAGCCGUGAGCUUGAUCCAGCAUUGCGUAAUGGCUUGCCUAUUAAAUACCAUCAAUCAUUAUUACGCGAUAUUGGGAUCAUUGAAACUAUUAUUGCCAUGAUCCGCGUUCCAUUCGAUCUAUCCAAGCGAUAUGAGACACGUGCAUCUCUUCAAUGUGGUCCCAGUCACCAGCCUCAACAUCAAACCGAACACGCUGUUUCUGUCGGAGGCUUAUUGGACAAUAGUGAGCCGCACCUCAAAUCAAUAGUCUCACUUUGCUACAAUCUGCUACGUGUGUUUCUGAUUAGCGGUGGCGAAGACGAUGAUUACAACGACCCAAGCAAUGUGGUAGAAAACCAAUGGCACGUGAUCCAUGUUGCUGGUGAUACAGGGGUGGAGCUGUUUAUGCGCCAUCUUACAUGUGGAGUUGGUGCGACUGACCUUUUGGUGCGUUUGAUCUCCAAUAAUUCGGGCAUUGUCGAUUUUCUGUGUAACAUGCGACCUCAACACAAUACAGUGGGUAUUUUAAUCGAUCAAGCCUUUGACAAGUCACGUCGCAUGAUGGGCGAUUGGAGUGGCGAUGAGGACCAGUAUGAAGCUGCUAGCAGUAUUGAACUCUUGAGCACUCUUUGUCGAAAUGACGCUCUCACACAACAUCAUAACUACAUUGCAACCCGCGUAUUUGAUCCAUCAUUUCUCUUGGAAACACGUAUGGAAGAUGGAAGAGUGCGAGUACGCAUCCUGGACCAAGAUGAUGAAGCCUGGCAUAGCUUGACCGAUUUAGUAAUGGAUAAGCCAGCAUUGUCGAACAUGUUACACAGCAUCCUGCAGCUGAUAUGUUCAGUAUCACUUGGCGCUACCCCUAAAGUAGUGGAUUAUGCUCGACAGUGUAUUCCUAAGGAUAUUUGUCUCAAGUGCCUUGGAGAUAUCACAUUACCUGAUCGCAUUCGAGCGAAGUUUUGUGACCUUUUGAGAGUACUUUAUAUUGAUGUCCAACCAUUCAGCAAUGUUAUUCUCUCGGACUUUUCCAUGGAGUAUGAGAAACUUGAUGACUCAGAUGAUUAUCCAGGCUGUGGUAUCGGUCACUCCGAGAGUGAUACUCCCAAGUUUUUUGAACGGCUAAAGCAUUGGCUAUUGGUGUUUCUAGAUGACAAAUGCCAUCAGUUUACAGCGAAUCGAGAUGAAGUUGAAUUUCUUGGUUCCACUCUCAAGAUGGUGCAAACACAAUUGCGACUUGGGUUCUUUACUGACGCAGGCGAUAUGAAACGGCUUUUUCGAGCCUUAAUUCUUGUUUUGGAUGGGCGUACAGACGCAAGGAACGAGGAACAUCUCAAAUCAAUCAAAUCGGACGCGGCACGUCGUUGGAAAGAGCGAUUUAACCUUACCGAAGAGACCCAGCCUGUAAUGAAUACCAAGAUUCUGAUUUUAGAAAUCUUUGAUCUCAUAUACGACUUACGACUUCGCGUGCGUAUGAACAAGCUAGCUUUCAAGUGGAAGAACAUGGAGACCCAAGUCGAUAAUCAGCUACAGCAUUCGCCACGACUUGUGUUGACACAGAUUUUCCAGGAUACGAUGUUACGGCAACGAGAAAACAGCUUGAUGCCAAUUCUCAAGGAUAUCUUAAAGUAUAAGUAUGCUCCUUUAAAGCGGAUUGCAGCCAUUGUCAUGCAUAGAAUCUACAAUGACUCUGAAGACAUGUUCAAUAAGGCACCACAGGUUUUGCUUUUGAGCCAACCUCAGCAAGUCUUUGUUUACCAUGGUGUGAAGAAACGAUUGACUCAAUUACGGUCCCUGUUAUUUGGCGGAGAGCAGUUGGAACCCAACCAGUUACAGAGCAUUGAUCACAUUCUUUACGACUUUAUUGAUCUAUUCCGUGGCAAGACAAUUGACUAUGAUGGUACUAUGGUGGAUCUUGAGGAUAGUGACGCCAGUCAACGUAAUGUGUACAGCAAAAUAUUUACCAACCUGAAUGCCCACGCCAUUGUCAUCGAGUUAUUGCUCAGUCUAAAAGCGGUUGACAAGAAACAUGCAGGCUCGGCAUCAUCCGUGCCAUCAUCGCUUGAUGGGUCUGACGAGGAUUAUAACAACGAUCAUGAGAUGGUGCGUAUCAAUGUUCUCAAAACAUGCCUCGAGUUUUUGCAAGAAUUGAUCAAGCAGGAUAAGGAUUUGCAGAGUCAGUUGGUGCUUUCUAAUGUGGACUUGCUUCUCGAUAUUGGAGGAAUACACCCUACAUUAGCCCGGUCGCUGUACAAUAUCUUUGGAAACAAUUUAUACAUUAGUAUACGUAUUAAGGAGAGGCACAUCAAAAGAAUCCUUGAACAAUCACAUGGCAUACAGAGUGAAUACCUGCAUCUCCUCACUGCACUUAUCAAGGCUCAAGGAAAACUUCUUAAAAAGCACCAGGAUUGUGUUAUGCGACUGAUUAUGGAUAAUCGGGAAUUCUAUGUGCCUUUCAAAUCACCGAGUGAACUUGUUGCCAGCAAGCAGUAUAAUGACUAUUAUGUGGCAUUGGUUGAUCUAUUGGCUGUUUGUGGCCAAGGAGAUAAUGCAUUUGGGCAAUCAUUUGCUCGUACUAUAUUUUGCAUUCAUGACGUUUUCAUCAUUAUCAAGGAUGAUGAUGUGCAUCUAUCACUCAAAGCUUCCAUGCUACGAUUCCUUGCCUCGACCUAUCUCGACAAUCCUGAUGUACUAUCCCACAUAUCAAACAGCGACGACCAGUGUAUUCGCGCUUUGAUGCAGUGGAGCUACGAUGAAAUGUCCGAUUUUGUACGCAGCACAGAGCGCAACGAUAUGGAGACUGAGUACGUUUACAAUGGGAUUCUUGUGUUUUUACGCCCGCUGUUUGAGCACUCGCUGUCUGUUGAGAUGACAGUGGAUGAAAUGUUAUGCGUACUAUGUCCUCGGUUGAUUGAUAAGGCAGUGGAGUUAAUGACGGUACCUGGAUGCAGUGGCAACGAUGAUGACACGGGUCGAAAGAGGUUGCAAACCACGCUUGCUUGUCUGGAUAGUAUGAUUAACGUCGCCGGAUUCCACGGUACUGUAAUCGACCCCACUGAGCUGCGAAGCCGAUUGCGUGCAGCUAUGGUAGAACUCACCAACCAAACGAAGGCUUCAGUGCGACCACUGGAUUCAAUGAAUGCCAAAUUCCAAGGCUUUAUUCGUGCAUUGACGGCACACAAAGAUGUCAAAUCGCUUAUGCAGACUGAGUUUAAACAAUUAGGUUCCCAUUUUAACUUGUCAUCGCGAGGCUCUGACCAGGAUGUCAAAUCGCUUGUUGAAUACUUAUCCAUGACCACCAAUGUCAAGCAUCAUGAUCCCCGGGAAGAAUAUCAAGUCGCGACUAUCAAUCUCCUGGAAGAGAUACCACUUCAAUACAUCAGGGAACGAUCUUCUAUUUCACAUUCCGAUGAUCCCGUACAAUACGAAAUACUUGAGAAGAAAAAGAUCCAUGCACAAAAUACUUUGAACAGGCUUGGCUGUACACUGGUUGCCCAGAAUCUACUGUCCUCUCCACGACGACAAAUCUUUGAGGCUGCUUUGAAAUUGCUGAUUGCAUUACUCGAAGGUGGCAAUAAGAAUGUUCAGGACAAUCUGGAGGACUAUUUCUACAGUAUUAGAGAGGAGCGAUUCUUUUAUUCGUUUCAUCAUCGCCUGCAGAGCGGUAUUGCAUCUCUCAAGGAAGCACAACAACAUUUGCUUCGUGCUGCAUACAAAAUGAAUCGCCAGCAAUCAAUUUUAGGAUCCAAUUUACCGACUAAAAGGCCUAAUGGUAUGGAAAGCAUGAUACCUGCUGCUGUCAGUAGCCGCCGUAAACAACAGCAACAGCAAGAACAGCAAGCGACCAACAAAAAGAAACGUCAGCAUCAACGUCAUCGAUCUUCGCUUGACGUGACUCGGAUGCAUAUGCGUAAACGGCUCCUAGGUCAUCACCACCAAGUGAGCAAGAAUGCUGAAUCAUCACCUAUGGUGUAUCAGAAGAUAUCGAACUUGAUGGCGAGUGAGACAGCUGAAUUUGGAACCACAAGCGAAGAUUUUCAGGGCAUGAAGGAUACGAUGCGCGCAUUACAGUUGAUGGUCGAAGGUCACAAUAUCAACUUGCAACUGUACUUGGCUCGCCAGCCUGACAAUAUCAAGAGUUUCAAUAUCGUGCAGGAUGUAGUCGAGUAUCUACAUACGAUUGUCCCGAUAUGCAACAUUCAAAACGUGCGUCUAAUUAUCCAGGUCUUGGAUACAAUCACAGAAUUGGCUCAAGGCUGCGUUGAAAACCAGCGGACCAUCUUUGCAGGCAAAAUUUUGAAUCCUGCCAACACCAUUUUGCGUGAACGCUAUACCAAUUGUCCUAGCACACUCAUUGAGGAGCUCAAGAGCAAAGUGGUGACAUGUCUGCUAAGUUUACUGGAGGGCGGUAUCGAAAACAGCGAAUCCAUUUUUCGAGAAAUGUCAGGCUCUCUGGAUUUGUCGGUGAUUGUGCAUAAUAUGAACGCCAUCUACGACAAGAAUGCCGAUCAGAUCAAUGCGCCGCACGCCUAUGAGAAACUCAACAGUGGGUUUCAAUAUUGUAUUCUACUAAUGACGCUCUGGCCUGCACUUGAUGAAAACCAACGCACUAUGCUCGACGGUAAUCGUGCUUUUGAGUUUUUCCAGAGCCAUACGGGGAAAAUCGAGGUUGUCAUGGAGAGCCAUCAAGAGAAGCAGCUAUCCCGUGUUCUGUUUCCUAUUCCUGAAGUAUGCAAGUACUUGCGUGAAGAUACCAAGCAACGUUUCCUAUGGAACGUAAAGCGAGAUUCCCCAUCUGCCAAGAUUGAGGACUUUGUACAGUUAUCUGACAACAUUAUAUAUGAAAUCGAGAACCAUGCUAAGGUAGCACGCAGCCAAUACCUUUCAUUCUUGACGGGCUACAGUACAUGGUGGUGGCGUGCGUCGUAUGGCGUAACGCUACUACUCAACCUGCUAAUCCUCAGCUGUUCCGAAAGUAUACUCAUUGUUGACGGGGUGACCAGCGCCUAUUGCAGUCGAUUCAAGAACAUGGCCCGUUUACUGUUGGGUACCUUUCAUUUAUUGUUCUGGACAUUAUCGACGGCCGAAUUCUUUUUUAUCGAGUUGCCAAUUUUGGUGAACCGCCACAAUACGGGGAUCAAGGUAUCUUCCACAGUGAUAAUGCAACCUGGUGCUCGCCAGGCAAAUAGCACUACGAGUAUCAGUGGAAGUAGCAGCAAUAUCACGUCGGCAUUGCUAGGGAAGCUGUCACAGGCUACGGGUGGACUGAUGGAUACACGGUUCAUUGUAGCGAGUCUAUGUGAGCACUCGUUCCUUUACCAUUUGAUCAUGCUCGUUUUUUCUGUGUUUGGAUUAUAUAAUCCAGGUUUCUAUUCGGUGCAUCUUUUGGAUUUUGCAUUCCGUGAUCGUAUUUUGCAAGGUGUCAUUGCCAGUAUUACGCUGAAUGUGAAUUCUAUCACGAGAACGGGCUUGCUUGCUAUUAUUGUGGUAUACAUUCAUAGUGUGAUCGCCUAUAUGUUCUUCCGCUUUGAAUUUGAUAUGACCAAAGGACUUCAUUGCUCUACACUAACAAAGUGUUUUGUCACUGUACUAUCUCAUGGUGUGCGGUCAGGAGGAGGUAUUGGUGAUAUUCUCGAGCCAGAUGCAGCAGAAGAACCCCGUGGAUGGCGUACGGCAUUUGAAAUGUCCUUCUUUUUGCUGGUUGUCGUAUUCUUGUUAAAUGCUAUCUUUGGUAUUAUUUUUGAUACGUUCGGUCAUCUUCGUGACGAGCGCUCUGCUGUGCAGCAUGACAUGAAAGAUUCAUGCUUCAUCUGCAGCAUACCCUCUGUUGAAUUCCAACGUCAUGCGAAAAAAGGAUUUGAUAACCAUGUCAAACAUGAUCACAAUAUAUGGCAGUAUUUGUUCUUUAUGGUGCACCUGAAAAAUAAGGACCGUACGGAAUAUACUGGCCCAGAAUCGUACGUUUCUGAGUGUCUCAAGGAAGCCAACUACAGCUUCUUCCCCAUCAACAGAGCCUUAUGCCUGCACCAAAACGAGGAUGAUGAUGGUGAACGUCUUGAAAAGCUAGAAGAAUUGACACAAUCACUUAUCCAAAAAGUUAAUGCUAUGGAAGAGCAUAUUGAAAAGUUAGCAGAAACGCAGAGCCGUUCACGAUCUAAUAGCUUGAUGUUGUCACCCAUGUAA